Molecule: messenger RNA, 1515 nt
Organism: Silurus meridionalis
Lineage: Eukaryota; Metazoa; Chordata; Actinopteri; Siluriformes; Siluridae
Gene: cers4a
Product: ceramide synthase 4a
Exons: 11
Coding region: 147-1421 (424 amino acids)
Biological process (GO): ceramide biosynthetic process
Cellular component (GO): membrane
Molecular function (GO): DNA binding; sphingosine N-acyltransferase activity
Source: RefSeq, a predicted model, not a curated record
UUCCGGUCGCGCGAGAAAUUGACGGUUAUUUUUUUUAAAGAGACUCCGUGACAUCAUGAGAUUAUUGGGACGUAACGGAUAAUAAUAAUAAUAAUAAUAAAAACAUAUUAAUACAUAAAAACGAGACUCUUUUUUAGAGGAAGACGAUGGAAAAUAAUACGGACUCCGCUGUUUUUUUCUCCACCAUCUUUACCAUAUCGAACAGGAUGGAGACUUUGCUGAAUCACUUGUUGUGGUCGCAGGAGUUCUGGCUUCCACCAUCUAUUACGUGGAACGACAUUGACGAAGGCAUCGCGGGGGGCAGUCGGCAUCCUCUUCCUUGCGACCUGCUCAUCGCCUUUCCGCUCGCACUGGGGUUCAUUGCUUUCCGCUUUGCUUUUGAAAGGAUCCUGGCUCUGCCCCUAAGCAGGAAGCUAGGAGUGACUGACAAGGUGCAGGUCCGAGUGCCACCCAAUCCCAAGCUGGAGGCUUUUUACAUGCAGAAGAAGAAACACUUUACGCAGAGCGAGCUCGUUGGCCUGGAGAAACACUGUGGCCUCACUCCACAUCAGAUCCAGAACUGGCUCAGGCGUCGGCGCAACCAUGACAAACCGAGCAACACCAAGAAGUUCUGCGAAGCUUCGUGGCGGUUUGCUUUCUACCUCAUCGCGUUCAUGGCAGGACUCGACGUCUUGAAAGAUACAGCCUGGUUCUGGGACCACCGCGAUUGCUGGCGUGGAUACCCCAAACAACCCGUGUCCGAGUCACACUACUGGUAUUACAUUCUGGAGCUCAGCUUCUACUGGUCGUUGCUGCUGUCUGUCUACAAGGACGUCAAACGCAAAGAUUUCAGGGAGCAGAUCAUCCAUCACAUUGCCACCAUCUCACUAAUCAGUUUCUCCUACUGCUCCAACUUUAUACGGGUGGGAACAGUCGUGAUGCUGCUGCACGACUCGUCCGACUUCCUGUUGGAGUCCGCUAAGAUGUUCAACUACGCUGGCUGGAAGAAGACUUGCGACAGUCUUUUUGUUCUUUUUGCAGUGGUUUUCCUGGGAACUCGCCUCCUUGUCUUUCCCUGCAGGGUUCUUUACUCAACUUUUGUGGAGUCACUGGAUUUCUUCAAGCCAUUCCCCGGUUAUUACUUCUUCAAUGGCCUCCUGCUGGUGCUGCAGGGCCUGCACAUUUUCUGGGCUUAUCUCAUAUUGAGGAUGCUCUACAAAUUCAUCUUCUUGGGCAAAGUGGAGCGUGAUGAGCGGAGCGAUGAUGAGAGCGAUGUGGAGGAGGAGGAGGAGUGGGACAGUGGCUUGGAGGAAGAGUGCUGCUGGGAGCAGAGCAAGGGAAGCUUUAAAUCCAAACUCACCUCACUGACUGACAACUGUGUCCUCAACAACCUGACCCAUCAGAGAAGAAACAUGAACAGCAGGCUGCCUAAAGCCAGAUAGUAAUUUUUGAUUUCAAAGUCAUCCUUACAUACAGCAAAGCACUGUUUUUUACACUGGUUUAAUGUUUUCAUAAAAUCCGUUUAUUCGUUAUUAA